This is a messenger RNA of Haliotis rufescens (red abalone), 2741 nucleotides long. Its product is annotated as mitochondrial enolase superfamily member 1-like. Gene Ontology annotation, molecular function: magnesium ion binding; L-fuconate dehydratase activity. Lineage: Eukaryota; Metazoa; Mollusca; Gastropoda; Lepetellida; Haliotidae. The coding region runs from base 54 to 1388 and encodes 444 amino acids. The record is from RefSeq and is a predicted model, not a curated record. Gene Ontology annotation, biological process: amino acid catabolic process; carbohydrate catabolic process. The transcript is spliced from 16 exons.
AUGCGAAAGAUUGUGGAGCCGCUAUUUCAAGGGAGACAACUCUUACACACGCCAUGGCGCCUACCAAGAUCACUGGUUGCAUUGUCAAAGAUCUCCGUUUUCCAACUUCACUCGAGAAGGACGGAUCGGACGCUGUGAACAAGGAGCCUGACUACAGUGCGGGGUACUGCAUUCUGAAGACUGACUCGAGUCUUGAGGGGCAUGGGUUCACCUUCACUUGUGGAAGGGGCACUGAAAUAGUAUGCACGGCCAUCAAAGCACUGAGCAAUCUGGUGGUUGGUCAAAAGCUGUCCGCCAUCUUUGCCGACUUCGCCAGUUUCUGGAGGUCUUUGACGAGCGAGGACCAGAUGAGAUGGCUCGGCCCCGAGAAGGGGAUCAUGCACCUAGCUGUGGCGGCCAUCACUAACGCUGUGUGGGAUCUCUGGGGCAAGGUUGAAGGCAAGCCAGUUUGGAAGCUGCUUGUUGACAUGACACCAGAACAGUUGGUGAACACCAUCGACUUUCGCUACAUGUCGGAUGGCUUGCCAAAGGAAGAGGCUCUUGCACUUCUGCAGCGUAUGGAGCCGGGAAAACAGGAAAGAGAACGCAACAUCCUCCGGAACGGCUUGCCCUGCUACAUCACCUCCUUCGGCUGGCUCGGCUACGACGACGACAAGAUAAGGAGGCGCUGUAGAGAAGUCAUGGCGAAAGGAUUUACAAGAUUCAAGGCCAAGGUCGGAGGAACGUUGGAAGACGACGUUCGACGUCUCGCCAUUAUCAGGGAGGAGAUCGGUCCAGACGCCCUGCUGUACGUUGAUGCCAACCAGAAGUGGGAGGUGCAGGAGGCCAUUGAUUGGAUGAAGCAGCUCGCUCAGUUCAACCUCACCUGGAUCGAGGAGCCCACCAGCCCUGACGACAUCCUAGGUCAUGCUGAGAUUGCUCGGGCGCUGAACUCCCUGGGAAUGGGUGUGGCAACCGGGGAGCACUGCCAGAACAGGGUCAUGUUCAAACAGUUCCUCAAGGCCAAGGCUCUCCAGUUCUGUCAGAUUGACGCAUGUCGUCUUGGAGGAGUCAGCGAGAACGUGGCCGUCAUCCUCAUGGCCAAGAAGUUUGGAGAAAUACCGGUUUGCCCCCACGCGGGUGGGGUGGGGAUGUGUGAGCUGGUACAGCACCUGUCUGUGUUCGACUACAUCUGCGUCUCAGGGACGUUCGAAUCCAGAUGGACGGAGUAUUCCGAGCACCUGCACGACCAUAUGGUGCACCCUGUGCAGGUGCGAGACUGCAGGUACACAGUUCCGCAGAGUCCCGGCUACAGCUCCGAGGUGAAGGCCUCGACGCUUGAGGACUACUCGUUCCCCGGGGGUCGGGUCUGGAGGAAGCUCAUCGCGGAGGGCACCCACGAGGGUUGAUAGGGAACUCCGGGGUCGGGGCUAGACUGGAACCUGUCUCUGUUUCAAAACAAAUUGAGAAAUUAUUUACAUUAUAGCCAAUAUUACAUUCUAUUAUUGAUAAGAGAUUUGUCAAGUCUAGAGUUGGGGUGUGUUGCGGAUGUAAUACAGUAAAGUACGGUUAUAACGAACUCAAAGGGACCACUAUUUUUUGUUCGUUAUAACCGUAGUUCGUUAUAAACAGAUAUAUACAGCAAAUGGACGGGACCAAAAAGAGUUCGUUAUAUCAGCCAGUUCGUUAUCAGCGUGUUCGUUAUAAACGUGAUUAUUUCUGUAUGGGCUUGAACUCUGGAAGAACUAAUUGGGGAGCAGCUGAAAAUGGAUCAGGCUUGAGAUAUUAAUGGUCAUAUCUGGCUUAGAAUCUCUCAGUGCAGUCAAAUGGGUGCAUGUUAAUUAUCCACAUUCUAUUACUCAAGGGGCGGUCGGGUAGCCUAGUGGUUAAAGCGUUCGCUCGUCACGCCGAAGACCCGGGUUCGAUUCCCGACAUGGGUACAAUGUGUGAAGCCCAUUUCUGGUGUCCCCCGCCGUGAUAUUGCUGGAAUAUUGCUAAAAGCGGCGUAAAACCAAACUCUCACUCACUCACUAUUACUCAAGACAUAAACCUAUACAAGUGAUGGUUGGAUCGUUGAUAACCUAUAUCAGUUGGAGGACGUAAUGUGAGUACUACGUUUGGGCGCUGUGGUGAACAUAAUUAAAGGUAGCCAUUGAUCGAUAUCCAAGGACUGGAAGAUCUCGCAUAACAUGUGACCUAAAUACGCCAAAUAAUUUAAGCCUCGUUUUCGGAUUAAGUAGCAAUUGGAAUGAACACUCGAUGCCUAUCUUUACUGAUAUACUGAUGGAAACAAAUAAAGCUGACACGCCAUGAUAUUACUGAAAUAAUGUUCAACGCGGGGUAAAAUCCAACUCUCACACUAAACACGCAUACGGUAUGUCAAGUCAAAUGAGUGCUACCGUUUCUAUGAGGUCCUUGUUUCUUCCCAGUAUGCAUGCGGUAAUUGAAUGGGUUUUUUUCUGUUCUUGGAAUGAGCCAUGUUUUCAGACAAUAAAAUCAUGUAAGCACAAGUGAAUUUCAGAAUUUUAUUGGACUGAUUGUUGUGGUUACAGAUGGGACUCUGUACAAAGAGAUGUUUUCAACUGAAUAAACAGAACAAAAAGUUAUGGAGUUCUAAAGCCAUGAUCAACAUGUGGACAUUAAUGUUCAUGUCAUCACCAGGAGUAAACACCAUAUAUACCCGUGAAGAUCCGGGGUCGAAUGUCUUCAGCAACCCAUGCUUGCCGUAACCGGCGACUAUGCUUGUAAGAGGCGACUAACGG